Molecule: messenger RNA, 2011 nt
Organism: Papilio xuthus (Asian swallowtail)
Lineage: Eukaryota; Metazoa; Arthropoda; Insecta; Lepidoptera; Papilionidae
Product: facilitated trehalose transporter Tret1-2 homolog
Exons: 10
Coding region: 110-1879 (589 amino acids)
Biological process (GO): transmembrane transport
Cellular component (GO): membrane
Molecular function (GO): transmembrane transporter activity
Source: RefSeq, a predicted model, not a curated record
UGUAAAUAGGCGGGAAAUAAUGCUUGUUUUUCCAAUGAUUAUAAAUAUAAUAAACAUUGUUAAUACAUAUUUGGAAUAAUUAAAAGAACACAUUAAGAAAAGCCUGAAAAUGGAAAACAUGCCAAGAAACCGCAUUGAACGAACGGCGUCAAAAAGAUGGCGGGGCUCCGUACGAAGGCUUGUCGCCGCUUCUGUUUAUAAUCUGUCAUGCUUCACGCAUGGCUGCAGCACUGGCUGGGUGUCUGGUGUGCUAGGCAGUGAAGCGCUCGCUGGCGGCGCCUGGCUGGCCGCUCUCCCGUGUCUUGUGGCAUUACCCGCGGCGCCGUUUUUCGCGGUACUAGCUGAUAGCAGAGGACGUAAAGCUGGCGCUUUCUGUAUUAGCCUCAGUUUUAUUAUCAGCUGGUCACUAGCGGCGUGGUGCGGUCCGCGCGGCGUGUGGACGGCACGAGUCGCAGCGGGGGCUGGCGGCGCGGGCGCCAUGGCACUGGCCCCGCUCUACUGCGCAGAGAUAGCGCCGCGAGCACGGGGCCUAGCAGCCAUGCCCGCACUGGCUUGCAGUUGCGGUAUACUAUUCGCGUACUGUGCGGGGGUGCUCCUAUCACCUCAUGCGCUUUCCCUGUCCAUGGCGGUCGCUCCUGCCGUGCUACUACUGUCUCUACUCUGGCUACCUGAAACUCCUUUGUACUUGAUCAACGCUGGGAAAAUACAGGAAGCAGCAAAAGUAAUGUGCUGGUUCGAUGGCUCCGACUUUCGCGAGGAUCUGACCGACGUGAUCGAGCAGCAGGAGGUCAGGAUCCGCACAUCGGAGUGCGUCGGCAGAAGGCAGCAUCUACGCCGGCACGACUCUGACACCUUCCAACCAAUGCUGAAGAGAAGCAGCGGCUUGGAUUCCAACUGCGAUAGGAAGGAACAGAUGUCACCUUGCAGAGAGCUAUUGACACGUCGUCGUUCUCAGCGCGCGCUGGCUUCAUGUUGCGUGUUGGUGUGCCUGGCAGCGGGCAGCGGCGCGGGCGCAGUCAGCAGCUUUGCGGCCGCGCUGCUGCGACACUCCGCGCACAAACUGCCCUCACUCAACCUCACCGCUUACAACUUUACCAUUUAUAACGGGAGUCUACCACGUGGUGCAUGGGGCGCGUGGGACGCGGGCUGCGUGCUGUGCGGGCUGGCGCUCGUGCUGGGCGCCGCGCUCGCUACACUCACCGUUGACAAGCUCGGCAGAAAGACUCUUCUACUCUGGUCAUGUUCAGGCAUCGCUUGUUGUCUCGCCAUCCUCGGCGUAUACUGCGACCCUCACUUACGUAUGCACUCCUGGUACCAACAACCGCUCUACAAGAAGAUCAUCAAGGAAAAAAUGAGAGAAAUUGAACAUGAUAGAGAAAGCUAUAGAGAUAUAUACAAUGAAAGUAUAACUAAUAUCAGUGGUGAUCCGAUAGGUUUGUUCAGGAUUAGUUUGGAAAAUGUAACUCCUACCAGCUGGUCGGUGAAGUAUGAACAAAGUGCAGGAGAAAAUGAAGACAUCUGGGCGCCUAUUACUCUGUUGUCAAUAGUCUUAUUCCUUUACAACAUCGGACUUGGUUCUGUUCCAUAUGUGCUGAUAUCAGAGCUCUUUUCGGUUCAUGUCCGCAGUUUGGCUUCAAGCUUCCUCAUAAGUUGCACUUGGCUUAGUAAUUUCUUACUAUUACGGUACUUCGGAUCACUAGCGUCUUACUUGGGAUUACACGCAGUAUACUACUUGUGUGCCAGCAGUACUCUGCUGGGUACAGCAGGCUUGUACGUAUUACUGCCGGAGACAAAGGGCAAGUCUCAAGGUCAAAUCGAAGAAGAACUGAACCAGCCACUCCUCAACUGGAGGAAGAGGAAGCAAAGAAACCCUCGAUGACAGAGCGCUAAUCAGUUAUAUGCAGAUUUGGAGAAGUUUUAGCGAUUUUAAAGCGGAAGUAUUUGGAGACUAUGAUAGAUCGAUGUCAUAAAGAUCAUUGAAAAGUACAAAAUUUAUUUUUGAAUUACAAAA